UCGAAAGCAAACGGGCACCGUUAGGCCAACACACUCUGUUUUUCCGCGUGCCUGUCGUGUAUCAUCGUUGCUCUUUCGUGUGCUUCCGAAGUCAAUAAUGGCCGAAACCGAAACCCCGGAUCGUCCAGCGGGGAUUCGCGGAAGCAGGAAGAGGAAGGCCACAGUCCCUCCCGACCGCGAAAGAGAAGAACGUUCAGUUGCCGACGACCGCGGCGGCGGGGGCGACGGCGACGACGAUGAGGAGAAGAAGAUGGAGGAGUUCUUUGCCCUACUCAGGAACUUUCGCGAGGCUCGCGAUCGCUUGGCCCGCUCGAGGCCGUACUCAGCUGCGGGCGAAACCGGCCUCUCGGAUGCUGAUCAUCACGAGGGGAGGAGGCGGAAGAAGGGCUCCGUUUCGGCUUGGGAUCCGAGUUUCCAACGGGAAGACUUCAUGGAAGAAGCCGCGCCUGUGGAGAAGGCCAGGGAAACCCUAGCUUUUGGCUCAUCAGGAUCAGCUGGACCUGCGGAGGGCGCUGAAAAUAACGGAGAAGAAGGAGAAUUAAAUCUUAGGCUUUCCCUUUAAUUGAAUUGAUAAUUAAUAUGCGUUCCUCGCCUCUUUUUUUUUUUCUUUUUCCAACCUUUCUUGUUAAUAAUUAUAAUUUCUUAUGCUCUGAAAUUGUCAUGUAUGUUCUCUAAAAGUUAUGUAAAUUCCCAAGUUUGGUCUAUUAAGUAAUUUUCCAGUUGUUAUGUAAAUGUCCA
Messenger RNA from Rhodamnia argentea, 738 nucleotides. RefSeq names its product protein NIM1-INTERACTING 3-like. NCBI's taxonomy places the organism in Eukaryota, Viridiplantae, Streptophyta, Magnoliopsida, Myrtales, Myrtaceae. Bases 98 to 562 code for a protein of 154 amino acids. Gene Ontology annotation, biological process: regulation of systemic acquired resistance. The record is from RefSeq and is a predicted model, not a curated record. The transcript has a single exon.